AUGAUACCUUGGAGUAUAUUCUUGCUUCAUAUACUGCUGUUUUCGUUACAAGGAUAUAUUUGUGCAUCAUCCAUAUUGACAAGAACAUCAAAAAACGGCUUUAAUGAAAAUCGACAGAAAAGAGCUCUUUUAGCAGCACAGUUUGAAGCAACUUCUUCAAGAUAUUUUUUCCAUGAAGCCGUUAAUUGGGGUGAGAGCAAAAUAAAAGGUUCUUGUCCUCAUGAAUGCCUUAACGGAGCUUUCUGUUCCAAGACUGGUACAUGCGACUGUCAAAUAUUUCAGGCGCUUGGGACAAGGUGCCAGAUUAUCCCAAACAUGGGCAAUGGCAGAGAUGGAAUUUGCAAAACCUGGGGACAGUACCACUUUGAAACAUUUGACGGAAUCUACUAUUACUUCCCAGGAAACUGUUCGUACAUUUUUGCAAAGGAUUGUGAUAAUUUGGAGCCUCAGUAUACAGUAUGGGUUCAUAAUAGCCCUAAAUGCCUUGGUUCAGUAUAUUCUUGUUAUCGAUCAAUCAGCUUGUUCUUUUCAAACCAAGAGGAAAUUCAUAUUUAUGGUCAUGAAAUAAAGAAGAAUGGAAUCAGGUUAACGUUGCCUCAGACGAUAGGACAGGUUUUCAUUGAGAAACUAGCUGACUACAUUCUGGUGAAAACAACCUUUGGUUUUUCAUUGGCUUGGGAUGGAAUAUCUGGAAUUUACCUCAAACUGUCUGAGGAGCAUAAAGGGAAAUCGUGUGGCCUAUGUGGAAACUACAAUGGCAUUCAGUCUGACGAUUUCAUAAUUCAGCAAGAGGACUAUACAGAAGACAUUGCUAUGUUUGCAAAUAGUUGGAUGGUGCAAACUCCAGAUGAUACCAAAUGUGUACCCAUACCCUCAGAUUUUCCAAGUCCAUGCUCAAGUGGAAUGCCAGCAUUUGAGGCCAUCUUCUUCAAGUGUCAGAUACUGUUGCAGUUUCCUUUUCUCAGCUGCCAUGAAUAUAUUGAUCCCUAUUUAUAUAUUGCCAGCUGUGUUAAUGAUCUUUGCAAAACUGAUGACGAUGAUACCUAUUGUCGAGCAGUCACAGAAUAUGCGAGAGCCUGUUCUCAUGCUGGCUAUCCUAUUCAAGACUGGAGAGAUGACUUUCCAGCUUGCACUGAUAAAUGUGAUGAUAGCUUUGUCCAUCGGGAUUGUAUCAGUUGUUGCCCGCCAACCUGCACAUUUGAGAAGGAAUGUCUUGGCAGCAAUCUCCAUUGUCUUGAUGGAUGUUACUGUCCAGAUGGCCUCAUAAUGGACAAUGGAACUUGCAUCUCCUUGGAAAAUUGCCCAUGUAUUUUUCAUGGAUUAGCUUAUGCAGUUGGUUCAAAAAUUGAACAAGAAUGUACUGAAUGUGUCUGUGUUGGCGGAAUUUGGAACUGUACUGAACAUGACUGUCCAGUUCAGUGCUCUGUUGUGGGUGAUUCUCAUUUUACAACUUUUGACGGUCGACAUUAUUCGUUCAUUGGCAUGUGCCAGUACAUCAUUCUGAAAGGCACUGGAAAAGAUAGAUUCACAAUUACUUUACAGAAAGCUCCCUGUGAGCAGAAUCUUGGCUUAGUAUGCCUUCAUUCAGUAACUCUAAUUCUGGAGGAUGAUUUUAGCAAACAAGUGACCCUUAGUAGGGGAGGACAAAUCCUGACUAGUCCUAAUCAAGGCUUCAAUCUGAAUGGAAUUGUUGAAAUUCAGACUCUGUCAUCCUUAUUUAUUCUCCUAAAAACCACAUUUGGUUUAAAGAUCCUGUUUGCUACAGAUGGGGAAAGAAUUUAUAUUCAGCUCACUAGUGCAUGGAAAAGAAGAACAUUAGGUCUGUGUGGCACUUUUAAUGGGAACAUAAGGGAUGAUUUUCUUUCUCCAUCAGGCAUGAUAGAAGGUACCCCACAACUUCAUGCAAAUGCAUGGAGAGUCUCCUCCACUUGUUUUGCACCCGUUCAUGUCCCUAUAGUGGACCCCUGUAACAUUAAUCAACAAAACAUUGGGUAUGCAGCACACUGUGAUGUCAUCCACCAGGAGCUCUUUGCUUCUUGCCAUGUCUACAUUAGCCCUGGGCUGUACUAUCAGCUGUGCCGACAUGAUGCAUGCAAAUGUGGAAGUGCCUGCCUAUGCAAUGCUCUUGCCCACUAUGCCUACCUCUGUAGCCAGCGUGGUGUUUCCAUUGAUUUUAGAGCCCAGGUUUCAUUCUGUGCUGUGGUGUGCCAGAAAGGCAUGUUGUACCAUCACUGUUCCUCCUUUUGCCGCCGCUCCUGCACUUCCCUCUCUUCUCCAGAGCAGUGUAAUGAUGAUUGUGCCGAAGGCUGUAACUGUCCCGAAGGCAAAUACUAUGAAGACACACUUAGUUUUUGUGUGCCCAUAUUUCACUGCCGGUGUCAUUAUAGGGGCAGCGUUUAUCAACCUGGAGAGCUCAUCCCAACACCCUCAGGCUUAUGCCAGUGUUCAAAUGGAACAGUGCAGUGUGAUGAAUCAGCAACGCCCUCUACUGUUCACGCCUGCCCUGAAGGAAAAGAAUUCUUCGACUGCAGAUUUCCUGAUCCUGAAUUACCAGCUGGUGGUAUAAAUUGUGAGACUACAUGUGCAAAUCUGGCCAUGAACUUCACUUGUGCACCAUCCUCACCCUGUAUAAGUGGCUGUGUUUGUGCUCCAGGAAUGGCAGAGCACAAGGGAAAGUGCUAUGUUCCUGACAGCUGUCCCUGUAUUUGGAAAGACUGGGAGUACCUCUCAGGAGAAGUGAUUGCAACACCGUGUUAUACCUGUGUUUGCCGAAGAGGAAUGUUCAAUUGCACAUAUUAUCCAUGCCCAGCAGUGUGUACCGUUUAUGGGGACCGGCAUUAUCAUUCUUUUGAUGGGCUAGAAUAUGACUACGUCAGUGAUUGCCAGGUUUUUUUGAUAAAGAGUACAGAUGAUUCGGAUAUAUCCGUCAUUGCCCAGAAUAAGAAAUGCUUUGACAACGAUAUUGUUUGUUCUAAAAGUGUUUUGAUUUCCAUUGGGGACACUGAAAUUUACCUGAAUGAUACUCCCGACAAACAGAAGCGAUCAGGUUUUUUUCUGGAAAAUAAUCCUACGUACCAACUUUGGAAGGCUGGCUACUACACAGUAGUAUACUUUCCAGAAGAAGAUAUCACUAUUCUUUGGGAUAAAAAAACAACCAUUCAUAUCAAAGUUGGACCACGGUGGAAGAACAAACUAUCAGGAUUGUGUGGAAACUUUGACAAAUGUACUUCAAAUGACAUGACCACGUCGAAUAGCUUGGAAGUGAGAAAUGCCCAGGUAUUUGGAGAUAGCUGGGCAUUAGGACAGUGUGAAAGCCCAAUGGAAACAAUUAAACCCUGUGAGGCACAGCAAAACAAAUUUCCUUAUGCCAAGAGAGAAUGCUCAAUUUUGUACAGUGAUGUUUUUGCUCCAUGUCACAAUGUGAUUGAUGUUACUUCUUUUGCCAAAAAUUGCCAUGAAGAUACAUGUAAUUGUAAUCUUGGUGGAGACUGUGAAUGUUUAUGUACGAGCAUCGCAGCGUAUGCAUACAAAUGUUGUCAGGAAGGCGUAUCAAUUCACUGGAGAUCAUCUACUACUUGUUCCCUUGAUUGUGAAUAUUACAAUGAAGGACUUGGAGAAGGACCAUAUAUGCUGGCAAGUUAUGGGCAGAGUGGCCUUUUUCUGGCAGCCAAUAUGAGCAGUAGAAACAUUUUCUCUUUUCCAAGAAAUGGCAUUCAUGACAAUUUAUUUUUUAAUUUUAUGAUCACUCCAGGCCUUUUCAAAGAGAAAGCAUCAUCAUUGGCAGUUGUUUCCUUGGAAUCUGCUGAAAGGCCAAACUACUUUCUCUAUGUCCAUGACAAUGACUCUCUUAGUCUGAAGCUGUGGGAGGCGAAUUCAGCCUUUCAUAGGAGAGCCACAUUUUUCCACCAUCAGGGCCUCUGGAUUCCUGGUUACAGCACAUUUGAAUUAUACAGCAAGAAAGGCUUUUUCAUCGUAUUCACAGAUUCUGGUGUCAAAGCAUCUAAAUAUGAUGAUUCUGAAGAAUUUAAACAUUCAAGUAGCUUCAGCAUAGAAGAAAUUCAGGCAGCAGUUCCUUACAGGAGGAUGUGUGAAUGGAGAUAUGAGCCUUGUGCCACUCCCUGUUUUAAAACAUGUAGUGAUCCUGAAGCACUAGCGUGUAAAUUUCUUCCACCGGUUGAAGGAUGCUUACCCUACUGCCCUAAAAAUAUGAUCCUUGAUGAGGUCACCCUCAAAUGUGUUUAUCCAGGAGACUGCAUACCUCCCACAGAACCAGCAUUAAUGACACCUACUAGUCUACCACCAGGUAAGCCAUCUGUACAACCCAUGUUUAUAGUCCAUGACAUGUUUAGUCCAUCAGUCUUCACCCCGUUGGACGCGCUAACACCAACAACAGGUUUGGAUUGUGAGCCUCAACAAUUUGAUCCUGUUUAUGAUUGUAGCCAAUAUAUAUGCCUUGAUAUGGAAUGGAAAUGGUUCAACUGGUCACUUUACUGCCCAAAGGUCUUAGAAAUGCCUGAUUGUGGUUUCCGGGGAAGGCCUGUUCAAGUGAACAGUGAUAUCUGCUGUCCUGAGUGGGAAUGUCCUUGUCGAUGUUCUGUGUUGUCAGAACUGAGCAUUAUUACAUUUGAUGGAAAUAAUGCAGCAUUAUAUAGUGUGGCUUCUUAUAUCUUAGUAAGAAUUCCUGGUGAAAUUAUAAUUGCUCAUAUUGAAAAAUGUUCCAUGAAUCAGAAUGGAAACUUAUUGAAAAAGGUAGCUUUCUCUGGAAGGAUCCCUGGACUUUGUUUUAAGAAGUUAAAUCUGACAACAGCUAUACAUAAAAUACUUGUCAAUCGUUUAGAAAGAAAGAUAGAAGUGGAUUCUGUUGUUGUGCCUUUGCCCUUUUCAAGUCAUGAACUGUUCAUAGAGGAUUCUGGUGCAAUGUACAUGAUUACCACUCCAGCUGGACUCAUCAUAAAGUGGGCUCAUCUGACAGGAAUCAUGGACAUUCAUUUUGGCUUCCAGUUUAACUUGUCUUCACACACAGAAGGACUUUGUGGAAUUUGCAAUGAUGAUCCAGAUGAUGAUCUAAGGAUGCAAAAUGGCACAAUUAUUACCAAUAUGGAAGACAUAGAAUUGUUUAUUGAAAGCUGGGAAAUUGAGAAAUCAUUUAAAGUAACAACCAGGAGACCUGUUAGGAAUUGUACUGAGCACAAUUGCAGUCACUGCAUUGAGUUGUUAAGCAGAAGAGUUUUCACUCCAUGCCAUGAUAAAGUUUCACCGCAGAAUUUCUGUGAAAAGAUGUGGAUCAAUUAUACCAAUUUUUUGAACUAUGAAUGUGAUGCACUCUCUGCUUAUGUAGCUCUCUGCAACAAGUUUGACAUCUGUAUUCAAUGGAGAACACCUGAUUACUGCUCUCUGAGUUGCCCAGAGGGGAAGGAAUAUCAGCCUUGUGUGCAACCUUGUGAAGCAAGAACGUGUCUAAACAAAUGGUUCUACGAUUACUCCUCAUGUUUGAAUUUAAGAGAAGACUGUGUGUGCAAAAAUGGAACCAUUCUCUACAGGCCAGAUUCAGCUGAGUGCAUUCCAGAGAAAAAAUGUGUGUGUACUGAUAUUGAAGACCAACCCCACGCUGCUGGGGAAAUUUGGAAUGGAGGUAUUGACGAAUGCUCUCUGUACAAAUGUUUGGAGAAUGGAAGCAUUAUUCCUGUAGAGUCUGACUGCCGUGAAGAGCCCUCACCAAUUUGUGAACGAGAAGGUGAAGUUGUCAUGGACAUUGUUGAUAAAGAGACCUGCUGUUCAGAGGAAAUUUGCGGAUGUGACAUGGCUUUGUGUGACACUACCAUUCCGACAUGUAUGAGUAGUCAAAAAUUGGUCAUUGGCCAUAGCCCUCUUUCUUGCUGUCCACAGUACCAAUGUGAAUGUGACCCAGUCAAAUGCCCUGAUAUUCCAAUACCAGAAUGCAGAGAAGACCAAUUUAUGAUUCAAGUUCAACAGGGAGAACCUUGUUGUUUCUCCCCUCUCUGUGUUUGUGAACCUUGCACUGAACCUAUUCCACUAUGUACUGAUGGGGAAUUUCUCACCGUGGAUCUUAAUUCUACACAAUUCUGUUGUCCUCAGUAUUACUGUGUUUGUGAGCCGAAUCUUUGCCCUAUGCCACUACUCAACUGUGCAGAAGAUAUGAAACUUGUGAAAGAAAAUGUAUCUGGUCAAUGUUGUCCAAUAUGGCAUUGUGAAUGUAGCUGUGAAAAUCUUGUUAUACCAACUUGUAAAGUGGGAGAAUUUACUACAAUUGACCGUAACUUUCAGAGUGACUGUGGAUGUGUACAGUAUUUAUGUGAAAAGGAUGAUGUGUGUGUAUUUCAAGAAGUAUCAGUGUUGAAUCCUGGCCAAUCUAUGAUAAAGUAUUUGGAAGGGGACUUUUGCUAUACAGUGGAGUGUCUGGAAGAAAAAGAUAACUAUAUAGGCUAUCACACUCUGAAUUUUACAAUGGUGAAUUGUUCAAAAGAAUGUGACAUUCACCAGGUAUACAUUCCAUCUCCAAGUGAUUAUGAUUGUUGUGGUACCUGCAAAAAUGUAUCCUGCAAAUUUCCCAUGGAAAAUGGAGCAUCAGUUAUGUAUGAGGAGGGGAGUACCUGGAACUAUAAUUGCACCACAUAUGAAUGUGUUAAAACUGAUGAAGGGGCAAUGAUUUUGAACUACAGUAUGGUCUGUCCCCCUUUCAAUGAGACUGAAUGCAAAAUGAAUGAAGGUCUUGUAAAGCUUUAUAAUGAAGGCUGUUGCAAGAUAUGCAAAAGAGAAGAAAGAAUAUGCCAGAGAGUGAUUAUUAAAACAGUCAUAAGGAGACAGGACUGUAUAAGUCGAAGCGCUGUAAAUGUUGCAUCUUGUGAUGGAAAAUGCCCGUCAGCUACCAUAUAUAACAUCAAUAUUGACAGCCACCUAAGAUUCUGCAAGUGUUGUCGUGAAAAUGGAGUGCGAAACUUGACUGUGCCACUCUAUUGCUCAGGAAAUGGUACUGAAGUCAUGUACACUCUCCAAGAACCCAUCGACUGCACAUGCCAGUGGAAUUGAAGUCUUGGAUUCCAAGAACAGUACACAACAUCGUAAAGUCAAAUGGAGUUAACUUUUAUCACUAUUAUUUAGGCACUGGACAGAGUUUUACAUAACGUAUUUUUUGACUAUUGGGAUAUGGUAAUUUAAUAGUUGGUACAAAACCUAUAAAAUUUCAAUGGCAAAAUUAGAUUUCUUGAUUCACUCUAUUUCAGAUAAUCAAAUGAUUUCAGGAUGUUCUGCUGAAAUGCUGUUACCACGUAUAUAAUUGCAACAUACUACAGACUUGGAAUAUUCAUUAGUUAGGAGGGGUUAUUUUGCAGAAUAUUUUCAAAGUCUACCAUAGCUAUCCAAAGUAAGAUACCUUUGAAUCUGUAUUGUUUAGUCUGGUAUGUGUAAUUAGUUAAAAUUGGCAUCUGGAUAGCCAUAAAGAAAGGUGGCUUAGCGGUAGAUCAUAGAACUUUUGAUUAUUUAAAGCCGGAGUGGAUAUUAAUGAUGUUAUUAUACAUUCUUCUCAUUUUUCAGGCUUAACAGAUGACCAGAGAAGCUGUAUGACAUGUACAAAUUCAUUCAGUGUAACCGUAUAGUGAGUUUAUGUUGGGUUAGAGUUUAGGACUUUUAUGUCCAGUCUUCUGUUCUUUUCUUCCAAACCAAGUGUCUUUCGUAGAAUAAUCUUCCAUUCUUAAAGAAUUUUCAUUGGAUGGGAUUAAAAAUUUUAAAUUCAAUGCCUUUAAGAAAACAAACAAAAAAUGCUGUACAUGAAAACACACACACACAUACACACACACACAUACAUUUAAUAGCUUUCUCAAUACUAAGGAGUAGGGAAAUGUAUAUCGCUUGCUAAAUAGAGGAGGGAGAUUUUUGAACUUUUAUUUUUUAUACCAUUAAACAUACUAUUUAACGUUUAGUUAGCUACUUGCUGUCUCAUUGAUUCUGAUUUUUGAGAUGUAUUUGCAGACUAUCAAAGUUGAGUGCUAUUUUGAUGUUAAUGCUG
This is a messenger RNA of Trichechus manatus latirostris (Florida manatee), 8023 nucleotides long. It is a transcript of the gene OTOGL, whose product is annotated as otogelin like. Gene Ontology annotation, biological process: L-arabinose metabolic process. The coding region runs from base 1 to 7047 and encodes 2348 amino acids. The transcript has 59 exons. The record is from RefSeq and is a predicted model, not a curated record. Gene Ontology annotation, cellular component: extracellular matrix. Gene Ontology annotation, molecular function: alpha-L-arabinofuranosidase activity; protein binding. NCBI's taxonomy places the organism in Eukaryota, Metazoa, Chordata, Mammalia, Sirenia, Trichechidae.